This is a messenger RNA of Pollicipes pollicipes, 1647 nucleotides long. RefSeq names its product SH3 and cysteine-rich domain-containing protein 3. Gene Ontology annotation, biological process: positive regulation of protein localization to plasma membrane; skeletal muscle contraction; positive regulation of voltage-gated calcium channel activity. Lineage: Eukaryota; Metazoa; Arthropoda; Thecostraca; Pollicipedomorpha; Pollicipedidae. Gene Ontology annotation, molecular function: protein binding. The record is from RefSeq and is a predicted model, not a curated record.
AGCACGACUCCGACCAGGGCUACCUUGGUCUGGUGCGGCCCGCCGAUGGGGCCAGCUCCAAGGCAACCAGCCACGGGUCAUCGAGCGACCUGCAGGCGCCGUGUCCGGGCGGCUCAUACCAGCCGUCGCGACGGCAGGGCUCCACGCCCCGCACACUCAACGCGCCGGCGCCGGCGCCGGGCCGCGGCUGCUCGUCUUCCUCAGCCCCUCCCGACAACGGAGGAGGGAAUCCUUUUGACUUUUCUCCGAGAGCAGUUGAGAGGCUUGGUCCUCAGGGACCAGACAGCAAAGAGAAAAGUCCUGCCCGGGACUUUUUCAGGAGCUUUAGCAUGCGGAGGCGGUCAGCGAAACAGAAGGCCUCCAGCGCGGAGGCCGAGCCGGCGUCGUAUGACCCUAACGCUCCCUCCAGUCCCGUGCACAAUCGCCGACUGCUCUCGGCCAAGGCUAUGCGGAUGUCGUCUCUGGACCUGCCGGACGAGAACGAGAAGUCGCAGAGCUCUGCCUCCACCUCGCCCUGUCCGUCCCCGCAAAAGCCGCACCGCCUGCUGCCCACAAGCCUGUACGUUGUGCUGUACAACUUCUCGUCUCGGCACCAGGACGAGCUGGAUCUGAAGGCCGGCUACAAGCUGACGGUGAUCGACACAUCCGACCUGGACUGGUGGAAGGGCAAGUGUCUGGGCAAGGUGGGCUUCUUCCCCUCUAAGUACAUCACCAAGCUGCAGCCGGGCGAGCGGCCCCUUCAGGUCACGCACAACCUGCAGGUGUCGGACGGGCAGGACGGCCUGCGUCUGCUCCGGGAUCAGAUCGUGAUCCAGAUCGGGGAGGAGGUGGACGGCAUGAUCAUGAUCCGGGACGGCGAGAACCGGCAGGGCGCCUGCCCACUGAAAUACCUGACGGAGGUGUGACCCCGCCCGGAGGCACCUCGUCGCGAGGCCGGCCGCCCGCGGCGCGCCGGGGCCCCGGCCUCCGCUGGCGCACUCCCGCGGAUGUGCGUCCAUGUGUAGCCGCUACUGGGCCGCACCCUCGUUGUUGAUGUGCACCACUGUGACACGAACGCACGUACCUGCCCGUCCCACGGCCGCCGCGCCGCACCGCGCCCCUCCGCGAGCGCCCGUCGGGGGCGGCUCGCGCUGAACGGCCAGGGCACUCAGCGCGGCUGGCUCCGUUCCCUCGGCGUCGGCUCCCGGGAGGGCGAGUCAGCCGCUGCCGGUGUCGCACAGCCGUCGUGUUCUCAAUGUGCUCGCACCGCGCCGCCGGCGCGCGCGGCGCCAGCCGCCUCUCCACGUCACACCAACCUGACCUCUGUCCUCCCCUCCAUCUGCCCCCGGGCUGUAAACACGCUUACACUGGCCCCCUGUUGGUCGGUCCGGGUCCGCUGAGCGCGCGCCACCCGCUGCCAGUGGGUGGGCACCCGCUAGAAGUGGGUAUGGACAGACCCCUCCGGCGUUGCACCGUCGCUAACUGAACUCUGGGUGUGGAGCUUUGGCUGCCAUGCGCUGCGGGACUCAGUGACACACCUGACUAGCUGACGACUGACGGAGAGCGUCGUAUGUUCAUCCCGCAGACCGCCUCGAGAGUUUGCACGUUUGUUUCAGCGACCACACCACAGCACGUGAUGCGCUUGGCUUACCGGUGCCUCCCCCCCCC